Musa acuminata AAA Group (dessert banana) is the source of this 1167-nucleotide messenger RNA. RefSeq names its product PRA1 family protein F2-like. The coding region runs from base 131 to 754 and encodes 207 amino acids. The record is from RefSeq and is a predicted model, not a curated record. Gene Ontology annotation, cellular component: endoplasmic reticulum; Golgi apparatus. Gene Ontology annotation, biological process: vesicle-mediated transport. The transcript has a single exon. NCBI's taxonomy places the organism in Eukaryota, Viridiplantae, Streptophyta, Magnoliopsida, Zingiberales, Musaceae.
ACUUUCCCAUUCCAUCAGUCAUUACAGCAAACGGUUUCGCUGUUCAAACAGGUCCUCCAUUUCAGAUCUAGCGUUAGGGUUUCCUCCUCCCACUCCGCCAUCGAGAUCAUCGACCACGCCCCCGCGAUCGAUGUCCUCCGCUUCUCGUUCUGUGGCGGGGUACGGUGCCAUUCCCACCGCAGCGCCCGCGCGGGCCCCCGGAGCACCCGCCUCCCGAACCGUCGAGAUGUUCUCCCGCGCCAAGGAGCGCGGUAGGGCCCUGGUGGCCACCCGGCGGCCGUGGCGCGAGCUGGCCGACCCCUCCGCCUUCUCCCGUCCCUACGGUUACCGCGACGCCAUGGCCCGCGUCCGCCGCAACCUCGCCUACUUCCGCGUCAACUACGCCCUCGCCGCCCUCGUCGUCCUCUUCUGCAGCCUCCUCUGGCACCCCAUAUCGAUGAUCGUCUUCCUCGCCGUCUUCGUCGCCUGGUUCUUCCUCUACUUCUUCCGCGACGAGCCGGUCGUGCUCGUCGGCCGCACCCUCGACGACCGCCUCGUGCUGGCUGCUCUCUCCCUGAUCACCGUGGUUGCUCUGGUGUUCACCCAUGUCGGAUUGAAUGUACUGGUCUCGCUUAUCAUUGCUGCUGUGCUCAUCGGGCUUCACGCGGCAUUCCGCAUCACGGAUGACCAAUUUCUCGAUGAACAGGAGGCGGCUGAUGAAGGCUUGAUUUCGUUUGCCGGCUCCUCAAUGGGGGAGGCUUAUGGCCGGGCGUGAUCCUACUCACUCCCCAUCGGAGACGGAUUUGUCCUCUAUUAUGCUGAGAUGAAAUUCCCAGGAAGCAUUUAUUGAUGCAAGGUUGUGACGGAUUCAUCCGAGAAUGCAUGAUCUUAUUGCUAAAUUGGAUCAUAUUGACUAUGCCCUGCAUCUUCACCUUUCUGGUAUCGAGAUCUCUUAGCACUUUUUUUUUUCUUCAAGUCAAGUUCUUGAUUCAUAUUGUCUGAUCUGAUAGUGUAGUAGAAAUCCUUGUAAAUGCUUAACUAGAGAAAAUAAACUAUUGAACUUGUGAACCGUGGGAAUGAAUCUUCAUUGAAGAAAGGUCGAGUUUGAAGGUGAGCCAAUCUUUGUAUUAUGUUUCUUGUUCAUUUCCUUUUCAGUGGUUAUGUAUGGACCUUAUUUGUGAUUUUCUA